Messenger RNA from Ochotona curzoniae (black-lipped pika), 2272 nucleotides. RefSeq names its product proline rich transmembrane protein 2 (gene PRRT2). The transcript is spliced from 3 exons. The record is from RefSeq and is a predicted model, not a curated record. Gene Ontology annotation, cellular component: membrane. NCBI's taxonomy places the organism in Eukaryota, Metazoa, Chordata, Mammalia, Lagomorpha, Ochotonidae. Bases 152 to 1126 code for a protein of 324 amino acids.
CCCUCCCGGGCUGCGGCUGCUGCAAAGGCAGCAGCGGCGGCGGCGGCGCGGCGGAGCUGUCCGGAGGCCGGCGUCGAGGAUUUGCUUCAUUUUCUACUGGCCAUCCUUCGCCAGCCCGCAGGGACCCCUCUCCUCUUGCCCCUCUGUCAAGAUGGCAGCCAGCACCUCCGAGGUCUCUGAGAUAAACGAGGUGGAAAGGAGUCCUGAGACCCAGCAAGAAGGGCCAGGCCCCUCUGAAGCCCCCCCAACAGGGGUUCCACCCCAGCCAGAGGCCCCCCCACAGGCAGGCCCAGACCCCAACGUGGCCCCUGUGGACUCAGGAGAGCCAAAGGCUGGGUCAGCUCCUGAAACCUCCGAGACCCCCGCCCAGGCCACAGACCUCAGUGUUAGCCCAGGAGGAGACUCCAAGACCAACUCCAGUCCCCAAGAAGCAUGCCAAGAAGCAGCCUCCACAGCAGAGGAGAGCAAGGAGGCCCCAGCUGCAGAUCAGGGCUCCGAGCUGCAGCCGGCGGCCCCACCUGAGCCAGCCGCAGAGCCUGCUCCCCAGCCGGAGGAGCCCCAGCCCAGCCUCAAGCCGGCUGUCCAGCCAGAAUCCCUGAGCCAGGACCACACCCCUGAGAGCCUGACCGAGAAUGAGGGGGGGAAGCAAGAAAAUGGGGUAGUGGUCCCACUCGAGGCUGGUAAUGGGAAAGAGGGUCAAGCCCCCCAGCUUCACUCCCCACCCUCAAACAAGUCACCCCCAGCCAACGGGGCUCCCCCUCGGGUGUUGCAGCAGCUGGUUGAGGAGGAUCGAAAAGGAAGAGCUCAUGGUGGGCACCCGGGAUCUCCCCGAGGUAGCCUGAGCCGCCACCCCAGCUCUCAGCUGGCGGGGGUAGAGGGGGGCGAAGGUACCCAGAAACCUCGAGACUACAUCAUCCUUGCCAUCCUGUCGUGUUUCUGCCCCAUGUGGCCUGUCAACAUCGUGGCCUUUGCUUAUGCUGUCAUGUCUCGUAACAGCCUGCAGCAGGGGGACGUGGAUGGGGCUCAGCGCCUGGGUCGUGUGGCCAAGCUCUUAAGCAUCGUGGCACUGGUCGGGGGUGUCCUAAUCAUCAUCGCCUCCUGCGUCAUCAACUUGGGUGGUGAGUAGAGCUGCGGGACAAGCCGGGGCAGGCUGGGGGGUUGCGUGGAAGGCGGCCUUACUAACCCCUGCCCUGCUCUCUCCUGUCUGUCCCCUCGACUUUGUUGCCUUGUCUCUGUCUUCCCCACCCUUCCUCUCCCACAGUGUAUAAGUGAGGGGCUCUGCCCCCACACUCCGAGACUUUUCUUCUUCCUGUUGGGAGCUGCCAUGGGUCCAUCCCUCCCCUGGUGGGGGGAGCCCAGUCGAAUUCCCCGGCCCCCACCCCUAGGACCAAGGGAGCCCCAGCGGCCUUGUUUACAGCUCCUCUCCCGUUCCUGCAUCCUACCAGGCUCCUCUGCCAACCGUAGGCCUCCCACUGCCUGCAUUUCUGCCUGUAUCCCCUCUGGCCUCUGGGCCUGCCCCUCCCUGCACUUCCGGAAACCUCUGUGAACAUCUUCCCACUCUGUGCUCCCUCCUGAGCUCCCCGCCUCAUCCCACCCAGUCUUUCCCACCUAGUGGUGUUGUCCUUGUCUUAAGUCCUCUCCUCCUUGCCUUUCUGCCACCCACAGUCUCUUCCAGCCUCCUCAUCUCCCCUCAGCACCCUUUUCUCCACCUGUUCAUUCUGUACUUAGAUCAGGCUGGGGGAGGGGAGAGGAGGGGAGUGGUCUGGGACAGUGGGUGUCUGGCCCGGCACGCUGACUGUUCUCCACCUGGCCCUCCCACAGCUUGGUCAGCCAGGCUUCCCGUGCUAGGGUGGCCUGCCAAGCACUGUCUCUGAACACCUUGGAGGGAGGAGGGGCGGUCCGAGUUGACCCACCCACCUGGGCUUUCAAACCUCAAGUUUUUUUCUUGAAGGUAUUGGGGUUCAGGCUUGGUACAGAAAGAACUCAAACAUUAGGACCAAAGCUCCCCGGGGUGGGCAGGGAGCGAGGGAAGGGCGGGGAGCGCUGCCGUUCCUUCCUAGGAGGGAGGUGUGGUGCACGCAGCAACCCGUUGAGGACCCAGCUACCUUGUGGGUCGGGAUUGGCGGGGAUUCUGUUUUCUAAAAAAAAUUAAAAAGAAAAAAAAAAGAAAGAAAAGAAUCUGAAGGAGGAUAAAACUAGGUAAACGGGUUCUCCCUUUUUGUAUGCUGGAUGCUGCAUGAGUCUGAAACACCAAUAAACGGAGACUGCAUGA